AUGCAAGCAAAGAUGUAAAAUUAUCUUUCUUAAACAGGGAUUGAAAAAUUAUUAAAUGAUAGUUUUAAGCAAGUUGCUAUUAAUAAACCUAGUGAUCCAAUCCUUUUCAUCGCUGAAUAUUUAUAGCAAAGAGCUCAUGCCUAUGAGUCAAACAAUAAUUAUUAAGAAGAGACUGCUCCUUAAAAAACUAUCUACGCCUCAAAUAUUUAGGAGAAAAAUAUAAAAUUUGAUUCUCUUGAUUAAACAAAAUAAAAAUCAAUAAAAGAUGAGAAAAGAUCUACUGUAACACUUAUAACAAAAGAAGAUUUAAAUCGGGAUUUUACUGAAGAAGAUGCUAUCACAAUUACUAAAAAUAAGUUAGCAGGGUUAAACUAUCAGCAAAUAAAUACAGAUCUAUAGACCAUAGCAGAAGAUUAGGAAAUAGAAAAUGAUGAAGAUGACUCAGAUGAAAAUUAAUAGACUGCAUUGCCUUAGGCUGCAUUUCAGCAAGAUCAUACUAAAUAUUAAACUAAUUUAAGCAAUAAUUUUCUGAAUUCAACUAGGAUUAGCACAAAUUUAAACGGUUAAAGUCCUUCAGCAACAAAAAUUUCAUAAAAGAAUAAGAAUACCAAUUAUCCAGAAGACUUUAAAACACUCUAUAUGAUGAUUAAAAAUAACACAGUAUUAACAAUAAGUGAUAUAAUUGAGCAAUUUUAAGAUGACUUCAAGCAUAAUCCAGAGCAAUUAUAUGAGUUAGCAUCAUAAAAUCAAACCUUGACACUAGUUGAUUUUGAGAACUAAUAAAAUAAUGAAGGAACUCCUUCAGCUAAGUAGUUAGAGGAAUAUUUAAGCAGUAGAUCUAAAAAGUAUUAAAAUGUUAUUGAGAUUAAUGAGCUCGCAAGCGGAGCUGAAGCCAUCGUCUUCAGACUAGAGCAUCAUGAAAUUGAUGAGGUUGUCAUAAAAACUAACAAAGUUUUAAGUAAAUCAAAAAAUCCUAAGAAUUUCCAGUAGCCUUUUAUUGACUUUAUGAGAGAGACUUUGUAAUUAAAACUUCUUUAAAACAAAAAUUUUAUUGCUGAGGUUAGAGAAGAAAUUAUUGAAUAUGAUCUAAUAAAACAAUAAAUAUCAAGUCCUGAAAAGCUAGCCUACUUUUUCUACUAAUCCCUGAGUAUUAUUAAGUAUCUACACAGUAAAAAUUUUUUCUAUGGCGACAUGAAGCCUCAAAAUUUACUUAUAUUCAGAAAUAUGAAGGUUAAAGUUGGUGAUCUUGGUAUUUCUUUUAAACUUGAUUCCUAAAUUGAAUCAAACAAGCAAUUUUAUCUAUUAAAGGGACUGACAAAACUUUAUUCAACUGAAGCAGCAAUUAAAGCUAUGGAAAACAGUAUAUUCUUAUCACAAGAAUAACUAUUUGAAGCAGAUAGAUAUAAUCUUAUAAGAGUUUUCUAAAUUUCUUUAGAGUCCCUUAAAAGACUUCAUGGCAAACAAUAAAGUAAAUAUUAGUAUCUACCACAAUAGAUGCUUGAUGAUUUGACUUAAUCAGACUCAAUAUCAUCUGUCCAUGAAAAGUAUCAACUUUUUUUCAGAAAAAAUGACGAUUUUGUAACGAAACUUUUUGAAUAGAUGAAAUUUGAGUUUAAGUUUGAUGCAAUUUAAGUAAUAUCCAGGAUAUCUAGAUACUCAGAGAUAUUCGAGAAUAAAGUUUUCAAGAUAAUCAGGAAAAUAUCUGAAUAUUCACAAAGCAAACAAAAUGACUAUUUAAAGACUGAUAACACAGAAUAAUCUGAUAGUAGCUUUGCGACAUCUUAUAAUCCUAAAAGAACCUCAAAGAUUACCUUGGAUAUUCUAUCUUGCAAAAUAAGGAACUUAUCUAAUCAAUAGAAUCAUAUCUCUUAAUGA
This is a messenger RNA of Stylonychia lemnae, 1875 nucleotides long. The record is from the annotation of a GenBank genome assembly. Lineage: Eukaryota; Ciliophora; Spirotrichea; Sporadotrichida; Oxytrichidae.